This is a messenger RNA of Ostrinia nubilalis (European corn borer), 2099 nucleotides long. RefSeq names its product C-type lectin lectoxin-Phi1-like. Gene Ontology annotation, molecular function: signaling receptor activity. The record is from RefSeq and is a predicted model, not a curated record. Lineage: Eukaryota; Metazoa; Arthropoda; Insecta; Lepidoptera; Crambidae. The coding region runs from base 1448 to 1954 and encodes 168 amino acids. The transcript is spliced from 6 exons.
CUUAUCGGUAUAUAAUAAUUAAAGUCUGCAUGGUGUAGUAAUCAGGCCCCAAUCCUGCUUUUUCAGCCAACUAUAUUCUUGAGGUCGUCGGUCUAACUUGCAGUUGGACAUCCUAUAGCCUACCUAUCUACGUUUGCCGUGAUUAGGUGGAAACCCAGUUUUCCCACAUAUUAAUACCUACUUAACGACCUUACCUACUUUCAAUGAUUUGAUAGGCAUAUUAGAAAAACACAUGUUUCAAAGUAAUUGCAUUGUUAAAAGCAUUAAAGUGUAUCACACACAGUGUGAGUACACGCAUAAGAGGAGCGGAUCGUUUGUAGCUACUCCUUUUCAAGGUGUCAGUAUUUUUCAUGAAUGAGCAACAAUUACCGCGGAAUUUAUAAUGUCAAUAACCUUGAUCACUGAUCAACGAAACUAUUCAAACAGAGAAAAAAAACAUUAUUGAAAGAUCGAAAACGAAAGAAAAGAAAAAUUAAACUUUUCAAAAUCGUUUAAAAUGUUGUAAAAAAAAUGAAGACAACCGUAGCCGAUACCGUUCUGCAUCCGACCCGCACACUCUUGUGCGGUCCUUUAACUUUUAGCGGUGCGUGUACUUAUACUGACAAAUCUAAUACCGUUUACUCGACCUCAUCCCGCUCCUGCUUUCAGUAUGUGUAGCGCCUUAUUGGUAUCGCAAAUAUCGCAAAUUCUGUCAUGUCCGUGACUUAUGCGGGUUGGAUCAUUUUUGCAAUACUUUACCUGAUAUUAUCACCCUACAUAAAGCAAAAAAUAGAUAUCACCUGCUCCAAACACCGCUCAAAAAUGGAAUGAAGCUGUUGGUUUCCAAAAAGGAGAGAUUUGUGGAGGCUUCAAUACGGUUUACAGUAAGGUAAGGUAAAGUAAAUUGGAAUGUUGAACCGUUAUCCCAACGAGACUUUGCUCAGUUGACAAUCGCUUUGUCUUACGGAUGGACCUGUGAAAGAAAGUAAACACUCGAACGCGAAAACUCGUUCUGCUUACACCGAAGCUAAGUGUUGGUUUCCAAGGUGGCAGGGUCACAAAUCACUCUUUGUAAUUAAUUUAAUAACAUCAAGACUUUUGGGUAAGUUAUUGCUUUUAACUACUGUUAUUUUAGAAUGCGGUCAGAUAAAACGCUUUUUAUACUGUUUUGGUUCGGACGAUAGCAUAUAAAAGCUAAACACUGUGUCCUCUUAUCAUUUUAAUUUGUGCGUAUUUAGAACUAAUUGUAAUUAAGUAAGUCUACUGUGUUGUCGAAUGUAUUCUACUAAAUAAACCGAACAUUUAAUUAGAGAUAUUGGAAAAGUUGGUGUCAAAAGAAAAAAUAUCUGUGAAAAACUGAAAGUUAAAAUUCAACUUUAUUAUUAGGGGAAGACAAUUAUUUCCUGCUGCAGUUAGCCCUCAAGCAAGCUCAAAAUACUUGUCGGAGCCCCUCCAUCGAACUAACAACAUGAGAACUUUUGGAACAUUUAUCUUUCUAGUCUCCAUUGCGUCAACUCUUUGCGAUGUUCCAAAAGAUUACAUUGGAAACCCAAAUGACAGUCAUGGGUACAAAUUGAUGUAUCAUGCCAAAACAUGGACGGAGGCUCGGGAUGAUUGCGCCAAUAUUGGAGCCAAAUUGGCGGUGCCAAAGACCAGGGAUCAAUUUGAGUUUAUCCAGAAAAUAGUUAGGAGCAUGCAGUACCAGAGUAUUGUGGGCACGGAAUACAAACUCUUAGUGUGGCUUGGCAUUAGCAACCUAAAAAACUAUCAAGUCUGGGCGAAUGUUGACGGUGAAAACAUAGAAGACACAGAAUUUCACACUUGGGCUGGACAAAACGGAUUGAAAAGUGAAAACCCUGCGGAGCCGCAUUGCGUUGGGAUGGACUCUAUGAACUUCGGACUUCGCGACUGGUGGUGCCACCAGCGUCAGCCGUACAUUUGCGAAAUACUAACUGUUCAGAAUGCAACACAAUAAAUUAUAAAUAUCUUCCUAUCCAGAAAAAAAUAUAUUUUCUGUAAUUCUUUCUAAGUACUGAUAUCUAUCCGUUGAUUGAUUCUAAAUAAACAAGGGUAAAAUACUUGCACGAACGGUAUUAUUAAAACACUUUAGGUACUAUCUA